Molecule: messenger RNA, 963 nt
Organism: Cylindrotheca closterium
Lineage: Eukaryota; Bacillariophyta; Bacillariophyceae; Bacillariales; Bacillariaceae
Source: the annotation of a GenBank genome assembly
AUGUCAAGCCAGACGCGUCACGAGGAUGAUCCACUUUGCAAGAGCAACGACCGGCAAGGGUUGUACGACGACACUAACAACAGCAGCAGUCUCGAGAACAACUCGGCUCUAUUUUCUUUCUUCCCCACAGCACCAUUUGAGCUAUCUGCACGCGACGCCGUUGCCAUGUCAGUGGCUACCAUAUACGAGCCGACUCCUUUCCGCGAUGGCACUUACCUUGAAUCUUUGAAGGAAGAGUCAAGUGCAGUGUUUGUGCCAAGACAAAGUACGAGUGCCAGUAGCACAAAGACUAUUCCGCCUUUUGCACAGAUCGAUUGCCGUCAGCAAUCGGAUUACAACCCACUACAAGAUGAUCAACUCUCCGAUUACUUGGAAGAGGAAGACGACUCGCCCUACGCCGCUGCUCCUACUACACGGACGUCGGCUCCCAAGAUUUCCACUUACAAUCGACACCAAGACAACCGUUGGGUUGAGCACUACCAAGCGCUUCUCCGUUACAAAAGUAAACACGGAAACUGUCAUGUUCCACAGAACUACCAGGAGGAUCCCGGACUCGCUCGAUGGGCAAGGCGACAGCGACACCAAUACAAACUCAAACGCCAGAAUCUAAAGUCAUCUAUGUCCACCGAGCGUCAGGUCAUGCUGGAACAAGCCGGCUUUGUCGCAGACCCCCAGAUGGACAGCUGGGAGAUUCGUCGCCAAGACCUUGAAGAAUACAAACGAAAGUAUGGGGAUUGCAACGUCCCAGCUCGGUACACCGAGAACCCCGCAUUGGCCACUUGGGUCAAGCGCCAACGUCGUGCUUACAAGCGAUUCCAAAGUGGAAAGCCGGGUUCGAGACUGUGUAAGGAGCGCUUUGUGAUAUUGAGCAGGAUGGAGUUUGUGUGGAAACGACGAAAUGAAAACACCACAACUGCAAAGAAAAGCGCAUUCUCUACCAGCAGAAACACAACUACCUUCUGA